AUUUAGAAAUAUCUUCGUAUCCCAAAUAUCAUGUGGCAAUAAGCCCCGAUGGUAAACAUGUUGUCACUUUUGAUACUGAUACACUUGAAUUGAGUACAUGCAUGAUUGACAGUUUAGAUCAAGCUAAAGCCAUAAAAUAUGACGCAUUAUCAGUUGACACAACAUUAAAAUUGGUUUGGUCGUUAGCGGUCUCUAAUUCAAUAGAUACUAAUGGCAAAACAGAAAUAUUAAUAGCAUUAUCAUGUUUCGAUGAACAUACAAUGAUGUUGAAUCAGAAUAAUAAUAACAUUGAAGAAGGUCAAGGAAGUUAUGAUAAUAGAUAUCAAAGAAUAAUAACAAAUGACGAAGAAAAUUGUUAUAGCAAGAAAAACUAUUCAGAAACUUGGAUAUUUUCUACUAGACAUACAAAGAGAAUUACGACAACAAUUGAUGAAAUUGGUGGGCUAGUAAAAUUUUUAAAUAAUGAUAGUAAAAUAACAGCAAAUGAUAACAAUCAUGCAAGCGUUAUUGUUUUGAAUGCUACAGGAAUUUAUAAAACUACUUUUAAUGUUUCUACAACGGAAAAUGAAUCGAAAAAUAAUGGAAUGAUGGCAAAAGUAAUUAAUUCAAUAGACGAUAUCAAUAAUAUGUUGUCUUUAUUUUUUAAUGAUUUAACAGCAACACCUCAUGAAGAGUUCUCUUAUCCACCAAAGAUUCAAAUGGAAUUGAAAAAAUUAUACCAGAACAUUUCUUGUCUGGAACUAUUAUCGCGUAGUAUUGAGAAUGAUUAUUUUUUGGUGGAGGAUUAUAAAAAUAGAAUACAAGUUGUAGAAAUGUACAACUUAAAUACCAGUAAGUUGGAUAUGAUAUUCCAUCAACAUGAAGAUAUUGUCAAUACUUCAGUUGGUCAUGGUAGUCCUGCCGUUUCCAUAUCCAUCCAUAAAACAUUACUGGCUUACUGUAGAGGUUCAAACUUUAUGUCUAUUUAUUUGAUGGAGAACAGUUUGGAGAUCGCUAGUCGUCAAUUCAAUCAUCUCGAAAAAAUCCUGUCAAUAGAUUUUGUUAAUGAUGAUGAGUCUUUAUUGAUAAUCGCUGUUGAAAAAGAAAGAUCAACCCCAGUGAUUAUUGUAUGGGACCUUUUCACUUAUUUUAACGAUUCUAUACGGAUAUUGAAGGACUCAAGUCAAGUUUUUCCUAGCUCGGGUCAUCGCUUAGUUAGAUCAUCCGGUAAAAUUUUAUUGAUUGAUGAAAGUGGUAAACUUAAAUCUAUUCUAAAAGAUAAGUCCCUAAAAUACUUAUUAAAGCCAAAUAGAACAUCCGAUAAAUUGAUAGAAUUGCCAUUACAAGAACUUUAUGAAUCUGAAUGGGACCAGGCUGUAGCUCAUACCGUAUUUGAUCAGAGUGAUAAAUAUGAUGUAGACAACCUAAAAAUAAGAAGCAAUGUUAUAGCUCAUAAUAAAGAACCUUGGAAUCAUAAUAGAAAUUAUAAUCGUAUAUCAGCAUUUUUAAAUAAAGAAAAAACUUUACAAUUAUUUAUUGGCGAGUCUACAGUUCAAGUCUGGUAUAAGAGGAAGUUGAAAGAAGGUAAUGAUAGUUACGAUCCGAAAGGUUCAAAAUCAAUAUUGAAAUAUAUUUGGACAAAUCCAACCAAGGAAAAAGCUCAUUUAAAAUCUUUGAAAAUUGGCGAUAGAGAAUUUAUAGUUAGAUUUGGAUUUGGAUCAAAUUCAUAUAGCAACGAAAAACCAAUAGAGAUUCAUUGGCCAUAUGACGUCAAUGCUAUCAAAGACGCAUGUUCAGCAUUGCAUUAUUUCUACACUAGAAGAGAUGACCCAGCUGGACCCAAAAAACAACAACAAUUUGAAGAUUUAAUAGCACAAACAGAGACAAUUGUCAUUAAAUUCAUCAAAAGAAACCCCUCAGUGUGGAAAAUGAUUGAUGUACGUUAUGAAGUUAUGGCCAAUCUAAUAUCGGGUAGACGUAUAUCAUUGAUACAAAACAUCUUAAACCCCGACAAAAUGUUUUUUAAAAAUCAAAAGGAUUUAAUAAUGUUUUUACACACUCCUAGAUUAUACGAAUGGCCUCGUAAACCGAAAGAGAGUGACUUGGAAGUUGCUAUUAAAUGUAGUGAAAAAAGACAUAAUAAAGAUUUGAUAAUUGUGUCAACCCUACUGGAUUAUUAUUCUGAGAAUGCUAUGGAUAAUACAGGAUGGAUGUUUUCUGUAAGCCGUGCAAUACCUUUAUUAUUGGAUCACCAAACGUUCGUCAAAGAUUUAUUUUCUAAACCAUGUUUUGGAGCCAAAGAAAUACAUGUAGAUGAAUCAUAUAUUAGUCCGGGAGAUUUGCCAAGAGGCAAAUCCAAAUAUGUUAGAGCGUUUGAUGCAAAGAUGGUAUUAAAACGUAAAAUAAAACCCGUGGAAGAAAACCGAUCUACAAAAAACAGCAGCCAUCAAUUAUCAGCAUUACAAAAAGUCAUACCAGGUUUAGAUCGUGCAAAUUCUUCGUCGUUGAUAGCUUUAAGGCUUGCGCCAUUACCUGACUUCACUGUUUACCCCGAAAAUGUUAAACCCCAAAAUGUCAAUUACAGGUUUCUACCAUUACAACUUUUAAAGAUAUUGAUAUGGCCGCGUAACUACACAAUCACAAAAGAUCAUAAAUUGAGCCCGUUCAUAAGAACUAUUAGAAAAGAUAAAAACGGCAUAACACUUGAUAAUCCUUCCGUUGAGGCAAUUAUAGAUUUUAAAUGGAGAGCAGCGAGAAAUCAUUUUAUCAGACAUUGUAUAUUAUAUUCUAGUUUUGCAUUAUUGUUUGGUGUAAUAACAGGGGCAGUUAAAAAUACAUUUUUCACUCAACAUCAAAAAGAUUCGUCAGGAUAUGGAAUAGAAAUUCUAUCAUAUUUAUUAACAACUAUAUUCUAUUAUUUAGGAUAUUAUUUAUUGGCAAUUGAAUUAGUACAAUUUAGACAUGAGGGUUGGAGAAGAUAUUUUAGUGUCUAUAACUUUUUUGAUAUAGCAUCAGUUAUUAUGCCACUUGCAGCUUAUUCAGUGGGGUUGAUUAGAGCUAAAUAUGAUGCAGAUGAUCCCAUUACAUCGGGGAGACAACUAACCAUCGCUAUAUCAUUUACAAUAUUGGUUAUGUGGUUUGAAUUGUUUUUGCUUUUAAGAUUUUUUUCAAUUACGGGAUAUUAUAUUUAUAUUAUAAUUAAUAUUGUGAGGAUUGUUUGGCCAUUUAUAGCAUUUAUGUGCAUAGUAGUCUUAGGAUUUGGUCAUGCAAUGUAUGUUUUACUACGUUAUCCGGAAGAAAUAGGAGUAGCUCCCGAUGGGAAUCAAUACCAAUAUACAGAUCCUGCCACAAAUGCUAAUGUAACUAUAGAUGCGUCUUAUCAAUUGGAUAAAAUUAGUGACAAUCAAUUUUCAAAUUUCUUUACGUCGGUUUUUGCUGUGUAUUUUUGGAUAAAUGGACGAUGGGAUCAAUUGGAUCAAUGGAUGACUUUUGUACCAGUCAAUAUUCUAUCAAUUGGUGCAAGUGUUUUAUUGGUCAUUAUUUUGCAAAAUAUGUUGAUCGCUUUUAUGACGGGGGUUUUUGAUGAUGCAAGACAUGAGGGUAGACAUGCAGUGCUUAGAUAUAGAGCUGAUUUAAUAUCAGACUAUGAGACAUUAGAGAAACCAUUUGGAGAUCGAAAAGGCAAUCCACGUCAUAUAUUUUAUAUUGGCGAUACAAAUAAAUUUGCCGAAUGGUUGAGUAAAUGUGAACAAUACAAAACAAAAAUAACGGAAUAUAUUACUCAAAACUUUUCAACGUAUUAUAUAUGGAAUAGCAAAAUAAAAGACAAUACUGAUGGCAAUGUUGGUUCUUCCAGUUCUAAAUCGAAUAUUCAACGACGAUCUUUAUUGCCAAUAGAAGACAUUAUAAAAUCUAAUAAAGAUAAGGAGAAUACUAUUAGUAGUAAUGAUGAUUUUGUAGAAGAUGAAAACAAUGGAGAAAAGAAUUGA
Molecule: messenger RNA, 3968 nt
Organism: Entrophospora candida
Lineage: Eukaryota; Fungi; Glomeromycota; Glomeromycetes; Entrophosporales; Entrophosporaceae
Source: the annotation of a GenBank genome assembly